This is a messenger RNA of Hydra vulgaris (swiftwater hydra), 717 nucleotides long. RefSeq lists its product as uncharacterized. NCBI's taxonomy places the organism in Eukaryota, Metazoa, Cnidaria, Hydrozoa, Anthoathecata, Hydridae. The record is from RefSeq and is a predicted model, not a curated record.
AUGAAAUACUGGGAUGGAAAUAAGAGAACAAAUCGAUUACGAAAAACCAUGUCCAGUGUUGAAUCAGUCGAGCAGCUACACUUAUCAGAAGAUUAUACUAUUAGCGAUAACUUAUUUCCUAUGAGAAAAAGCGGACCUAAAAGAAAAAUCUCACUGGAACAGGAAUUUCUUUUAGUUAUGAUGAGAUUACGUUUGGGUCUUUUAAUUGAAGAUUUAGCUUUUCGCUUUUGUAUAUCAGCUGGAACAGUUUCCCAAAUUAUUAUUACAUGGGUAAUAUUGUUAUCUAAAGAGUUGGACAACCUAAUCUUGUGGCCUAGCCGGAAUACAAUUCGAGCAACUAUGCCAAACUGUUUUAAGCGAUUAUAUCCAAAAGUGAGAACAAUUAUAGAUUGUUCUGAAAUAUUUUUUGAAACAUCAAGUGCUCUUGAUGUUCAAGCUUGUAUGUGGAGUGACUAUAAACAUCAUGCAACAGUUAAUUUUUUAAUAGCAAUAACUCCGAAUGGAGCCAUUUCAUGGCUGUCUCCCCUUUAUGGUGGACGUGCCUCUGACAUUUUUAUUGUCAGAAAUAGUGGUUUUCUUGAUAUACUUGAGCCCUAUGACCAAGUUAUGGCAGAUCGUGGCUUUAAAAUAAGGACAGGCCUUGCAUAUAAACAGUGUACUCUUUGUAUACCUCCAAGUGCUGUUAAAGGAAUUCAAAUGUCAAAAGAAGAAGUUUGA